Fundulus heteroclitus (mummichog) is the source of this 2285-nucleotide messenger RNA. Its product is annotated as relaxin-3 receptor 1. The transcript has a single exon. NCBI's taxonomy places the organism in Eukaryota, Metazoa, Chordata, Actinopteri, Cyprinodontiformes, Fundulidae. The record is from RefSeq and is a predicted model, not a curated record. Gene Ontology annotation, cellular component: membrane. Gene Ontology annotation, biological process: G protein-coupled receptor signaling pathway; immune response. Gene Ontology annotation, molecular function: G protein-coupled receptor activity. Bases 1113 to 2258 code for a protein of 381 amino acids.
AGAGGAGGAACAAAGUUUGUGGCAAAGUCUGGAAAGGAUCACAAAGCUUUUGCAGACAAAAGCUGAUUUAAAAAAAAAGAAAAAGUAUAUGUCCUGCUACAUUUCGCACAAAAUCAACAAAUUAGAAAAAAAAUGUGACCUAAAUAAAAGGAUUCUGUAAAAAUUAAUGAGGCAAAUUUCCUCCACAGCAAUGAAAAGACAGCAAUUGCCACUGCAAACAAUUGCAGGCAGGGGUUUUCGUUACGAGUGGUACAUGCAGCUUUUAGGUCUUAAUGGCAGUACUUCUACACAGAUGGAAAACAUCCGAUUUUCUCCCAACAAAUGAAUCAAUCAGUUGAAAAUGCAUUUGCAUUUAACUAGGUUAUUUCUGUCCGCUGUCCGAAACAUCUAAGUGUAAAAAGCAGAAACCGAAGAAAGGGGCAAAUACGAAGGUUAGUCUAACCCCUUCUUGCGGAGUAACAGGGACAGUAAGACAACACCAUGGGUAAUGUAGCUUCUGUUUGCAAAUAUUGUGCAUUUAUAAUGACAGAAGACCUUAGGUUGACAUUUGUCACUAAAGCACUUUUACCGAUGCUCCUUGCUGACAGAGUACGCCCGGAGUCAUGCCAAACAAAAACACAGCGCGCAAGCAGAAGCAGAAUAAAUGUGUUGUCUGCCGUAACCUCUGCUGAGUAUUGCAAGUCAGUAACAAUAACACCUAUUUUCUGAAAUCCAAAUUCUAAUAUACAUAUUGGAAUACCUUUUCUUCUCUAAAAUAUUCAAUUUGGCUGUUUUUACGCACAGCCCGUAUGCGCGGCGCAUCCAGUCACAGGACCUGCAAGCUGUCUUGCAUACAACAAUUAACACGCUUUUGUUUAUUUUUAAAAGCAAAUGUCGCUAUGCCCUUUAGAUGCAGAAUAAAAGAGCUUUACAGUCAUUUCCAAACAUGAGACAGUCUUCUCUCUCCAUUCGACCAAUCGUGGCGCAGCAGCGGAGGGACACACCUGUAUAAAAGCGGACUCCAGGUCAGCUGUCAUUCUGAGGGAAGAGAGGAAGAUGACAGGUCGCUGAGGAAGAGCACUGACUCUUUUUGUGGGAAUGUGCUGCGGGGCGUCUGUUGUGCGUUUUUAAAGAUGGAUGAAAUAUUUAACCAGAGCGCAUCACUGAACCAAAGUUCCCUUGGAGAUGACAAGUUCACUUUCGAGGACAUCGACGUUAGCGCGGACGGUUCUCCCAUCCUGAGGAUAUUCAUAUCGGUGGUGUACUCUGUGGUGUGCGCCGUGGGCUUGGUGGGAAACCUCCUUGUGUUUUUCCUCAUGAGGGUGCGACAGGGUCGAAAAAGAUCCACUAUAAAUGUUUUCAUCACCAACUUGGCCGUGACGGACUUCCAGUUCGUGCUCACCCUGCCCUUCUGGGCCGUGGACACGGCUCUGGACUUCAGCUGGCCGUUUGGAGACGCGAUGUGCAAGAUCAUUCUGUCGGUCACCGUCAUGAACAUGUACGCCAGCGUCUUCUUCCUCACCGCCAUGAGCGUGACCCGCUACCUGUCUGUGGCUACAGCCCUGAAGAAAAGGUCCUAUAGAAGAUCGCGGUGCGUGAAGUGGGUGUGCGCGGUGCUGUGGAUGGCAGCCACCUUGGCCACGGCACCCACGGCUAUCUUCUCCACCGUGACCGUGGUCGCCGGAGAAAAGCUCUGCCUCCUCAGGUUUCCAGAGGGGCACGACUGGCUCGCUCUUUACCACAUCCAGAAAAUAUUAAUAGCCUUCAUAAUCCCGAUGUUCAUCGUCUGUGUCAAUUAUCUGAUGCUCCUGCGCUUUGUGAGACAGAGAAGCAUGGGCACCAGCAACCCUAAGCGGAGAUCCAGAGUCACCAAAUCUGUCGCUAUUGUGGUGCUGUCCUUCUUCUGCUGCUGGAUGCCAAAUCACGCCAUCACCUUCUGGGGCGUCUUGGUCAAAUUUAACGCAGCCAACUGGGACACGUCAUACUACACUGUGCACACAUACGUGUUCCCGGUCACUGUGUGUUUGGCGCACACAAACAGCUGCUUGAACCCGAUCCUUUACUGCCUGAUGCGGCCAGAGAUUAGGAAGAUGCUGAGCGGCUUGUUUUGGAGAGUCUCCAGUCCCAGUCAGAGCAAGGCAUGCACGACGCGCUCCGUUACGCACGGAGAAAUCCAAGGAGUGGUGCCUCUCCAGAUCAUAGACAACACAGAAUACACGCUGUCCAUCAUAGACCGUAAGGGCUCAUCAAGUUCCAAGUCGAUCCCAUUCCCCCACUGAAUACAGCGUAGGAGGGGGGGGGGGGGG